This is a messenger RNA of Pedinophyceae sp. YPF-701, 1392 nucleotides long. The record is from the annotation of a GenBank genome assembly. NCBI's taxonomy places the organism in Eukaryota, Viridiplantae, Chlorophyta, Pedinophyceae.
AUGCAGCCCGAGGACAGGAAACUGGUGGAGGAGGCCGUGAGGGACCAGGGCGGCAGGGUGACGGUGGGCGACGUCGCUGCGCGGACAGGCCUCCCGCCCGGAGAGGUACAGGCGGCCCUGAACAAGCUCGCCGCCGACAGCGCAGCGACCCUCGAGGUGUCGGCCAGCGGCGACAUCGCGUACUCCUUCUCUCCUGAUUUCUCGUCGGCGAUCCGCGGCAAGUCCUUCCGCAUCCGCGUCGUCGAGCCCGCCCUUGAGUUCAGCGGCCGCGCCCUCGUCUACAUCGCGCGGCUCUCCUUCGGCGUCGCGCUGUUCGCAUCGAUCGCUGUCGCGUCUGCCGCCAUCGUCGUGCUCAUGUCCAGUGGGUCGGACCGCGACCGCGAACGCGGGCGGGGAGGCGGCGGCGGCAUCACGUUCGGCGGCGGCGGCGGGGGGUUCUUCCGUCCGUCGAUGUUUGACUUCUACUACCUCUGGGACCCCUUUUGGCCGUACGGUCGGUCCUACUACAGGGACCCGGAGGAGAUGGGGCUGUUCGAGACGAUCACGUCGUUCGUGUUCGGCGACGGCGACCCGAACCGGGACUACGACCGCAAGCGCUUCGCGGCGCUGGGGGAGUACAUUCAGUCCCGGGGGGGGGUCUUGACGUCGGACGAGCUCAUCGCGUUCUCGGACCUCACGCCCCGGGAGGCGCGGAUCGCCGCGGAGGAGCCCGGGGGCCCCCACGUCCUCCCCGCGCUCCUGCGCUUCAAGGGCACCCCCGAAGUGGACCCUGACACAGGUGCUAUUUUAUACGUCUUCCCGGAGCUGCAGACCACCGGCAGCAAAGCGUCGAUCAGGCGCCCGACGACCGCGGCGGCCCCCGCCGAGGCCAAGUACCGCCUCACCCGGGCGCCCACGGGGAGCAAGGUCCUCGUCGUCGCCCUGGGCGCCUUCAACUUCUUCCUGGUGGCAACCCUCAGCUCCAUGAUGGCCAACCCCGCCGCGAUGGCCCAGCUGGCCGCCAACGGCAUGGGCUACGUCGGACCGCUGCUUCCCUACCUCCAGCUGUACGCGCUGUCCUACGCCGCGAUCCCCGCGGUGCGUGCACUGCUGAAUGUGCAGCGCAACGCCGCGAUCGCGCAGCGCAACGAGGCGCGGAUGUGGGCGAUGAAGCGCGUCCUCAGCGACCCCUCCGUGCAACGGGCGCUCGAGGCCGCGGGGUCCCGCGCGGAGAAGAAGCUGGUGUCGGGCGACGACGUGAUCUACCGGACAGACAGCGCGGUGUCGGAGCAGCCCGGGUCGGGCGGGAAGAAGCGGGACAUCGAGCUGGAGGAGUUCGACAAGAUGCUGCGGGAACGCGAGCAGCGGCGGUCGCUGCGGAGCCACCCCGUCGCGGAGGAGGAGAGUGCCUGA